Suillus paluster is the source of this 641-nucleotide messenger RNA. RefSeq lists its product as uncharacterized. Bases 144 to 593 code for a protein of 149 amino acids. The record is from RefSeq and is a predicted model, not a curated record. The transcript has 2 exons. Lineage: Eukaryota; Fungi; Basidiomycota; Agaricomycetes; Boletales; Suillaceae.
CUAAUAUCACUCAUCUUAUCAGCCCGUGAUAUCCCGACCACCCAUCACAGCAACUGACGAGUGCCGCAAAUCUCGCUGCCACAAGGUUUUCCCCCUAUCUUAUACUAAGCAAUCUGUUCGGCUCAAGAACACAUAUCAACAUCAUGCCGUCUACUAUAGCAAGAAUUCGAAUCCGUUGCGACGAGGCCACCAUCACGACUAAUCCCCAAGCUAUUACAUCACCUCGAGCCCCGUCCAAUUGUCCUUACCUGCAAAAAAGAUAUCGCCGGAAAGUCCAGCGGCGUUCCGUGUACGGCUACUACGUAACGUCCCAUCGGAUAUACAAAUUAACACAUGGAGAUGAAAAACCUGGCGAAGGCGCUCUCACUGAGCCGUUUCGAGAAUUUUGCAGGACGCUCUGCGAAGAGACUGGUCUUCCGAAUGAUUCUAGUACUUUUUGCCAGGUCGGUGGAUGUGGCUAUUGCAUCGCACUCACCCGAAAUCUUCGCAAGGCGCCGGAGUUCUCGAACCUUGAGACACUGGUGCAGAAAGUGAAGAUGUUGCUGAAUACAGACGAGGAGCCGGAUUGGUAUUAUGAGGAGCUAGGCUAUUGAGAUCGCUAUGAUUCCAGCUUCUCCUUGUUAGUAGUGAUUAUUUUACGC